This is a messenger RNA of Limanda limanda (common dab), 4746 nucleotides long. RefSeq names its product NBR1 autophagy cargo receptor a (gene nbr1a). NCBI's taxonomy places the organism in Eukaryota, Metazoa, Chordata, Actinopteri, Pleuronectiformes, Pleuronectidae. The transcript is spliced from 22 exons. Gene Ontology annotation, cellular component: phagophore assembly site. Gene Ontology annotation, biological process: macroautophagy. The coding region runs from base 98 to 3370 and encodes 1090 amino acids. The record is from RefSeq and is a predicted model, not a curated record. Gene Ontology annotation, molecular function: ubiquitin binding.
CGAUGUAAACAAGAGAAGACGGUCGAGGGCAGCGGGCAUCGAACAGGCCACCGUCACCGCAGCGCAUCGCCCGCCCGCCCCCCCGGGCCGCAGAACCAUGGGACCCCCGGUCACCAUCAAAGUCAACUUCCGGGGGAACGUGAAGAGAUUCCUGGCGCAGGACCUGGACAAGCUGGAGUGGGAGUCCGUGGAAGCCUGGAUCAAAGCGUCGUUCGGGAUCAACCACUUCCAGGUGAAGUACUUUGAUGAGGACAACGAGGAGAUCUGCAUCAACAGUCAAGAUGAAUAUGAAGAAGCCAUAAAGAGUGCAGAGAAGCAGGGGAACCAGUUGCACAUGAACGUGUACAAAAUGAAAGGGCAGGCCUGCGGAGGCCCUGUCAAGACGGAGGUGAAGGAGCUGAAAGGAGACCUCCGACCCGCCCCUCCUUACCCCUCCAGGGUCAAGACUGUGGACAAGAGCACGCAGGUCACCCCCGAGCGAGAAGCUGUGCAGGUCCCAGUAAAGGACAACAAGGGGAACAAACCAGAAGAUGAGCCCCCUCCCAUGUGGUUUAGAGCAUACAUGGAAAAGUUCAAGGAUGAAGUGGUGAAAGAGGUCGUUGAAAGGAUGUGCAGUGACUUUUCUGGCCAGUGCUGCACCCACAAAUCCUCUGAUGGGCCCCCUGAGCCCAGUCUGGCCAGUGGAGGACCCCCUGAGCCCAGUGGGGCCAGUGGGGGACCCAUAGGCCCCCGGCCGGGCCCCUCCACCUCAAGCGGGUCACUUGGCUACACCCCAAACUGCAGCAGCUGUAACAAACUCACCUCUGAAGGGGCGUACAAGUGCAGUGUGUGUCCGUCCUGCAUCCUGUGUGAGAUGUGCCGACACAGCCAUGACCCCAGCCACAACCUCGUGAGAACCAAGACACCUCUCUCCAUCCCCGAGCACGGGAUGUCUGGAGAGUUAAGGUUCCCACGGCGAGGAGACAGGACAGUGCGCAAGGCCGAGCGACAGCGCCUCAAAGCAGAAAGGAGGCAGCUCAGAGCCGAAGUGAAGGAAAUCAAGAAGAAACUGAGACUGGAGAAGAGGGGGCCGCAGUGGAGCGGGCCCUCUACCUCAGGCAGAGUCAACCUGGCAAACAUGGCCUCUGCGUCCACCCAGGUCCCAGCCCUGCCCCCCCCUGCUGACUCAGAAACAGCCUCAGGUCCAGCCCCAGCCAACGGUCCCAUCCCCGCCCCGGUCCCCGACCCCCAGGCCUCCAGUCCAGAGGGUCCCGGGGUCUCGCACGCGUCUUUGGUGCCCACUAUGGCUGCCUUGUUUCUGGAUGAAAAUCUGCCUGACGGCACCCGUCUGGAGCCUGGCACCAAGUUCAUCAAGUACUGGAAGAUGAGGAACUCGGGCACUAUCAGCUGGACCUCAGAGACUAAGCUAGUGUUCAUGUGGGGAAACCUCGGCCUGGCGUCGGAGAAGAAGAGGGAGGUGCCGGUCCCCUUGCUGCUCCCCGGACAGAUGGGCGUGGUCAGCGUGGCCUUUGUCGCUCCGGUGAUGGAGGGGACGUACACCUCCCACUGGCGGCUGGCGCACUGCGGGUGUCAGUUCGGCCCGCGCGUGUGGUGCAGCAUCGUGGUCGACCCCGGCAACAGCCGCAACACACCCGGACAUCAGAGCAAAAGACUGAAGGAGGAGGAGAGGACAGUGGAGAGGGAGAUGGAGCUGGGGUGUGACGAGCUCCAUCCCGAGGAUUUCUACUUCCCCUCAGUCGACCUGCUGACUGCACAGGAUCUUCUCUCAUUUGAGUUGUUGGAUAUAAAUAUAGUUCAAGAGUUGGAGAAAGUUCCUAAUAACACCCCUGUUGAUCUGACGCCCUGUAUAUCUCCUCUGCCCCAUGAUCCACCACUUCUGGAGAAGGCCAUAACUUCACAAAUAAAGGAAGACACAGAAUUCACAGGGGUCAGAACACUUUUUGGAGUGAAACUGCGGCAGCCGAGGGAGAUGUUGGAGCUCGUGACCCAGGAGGAGGAGGAGAAGGAGGAGAUCAGCGGAGCCCAGUUCCUCUGUGAGACCGUCAUCCGCUCCCUGACCCUGGAGGAAGCCCCCGACCACAGACCCCUGCGCCGGCUGCAUCAGAGGAACCACAAACCACAGCUUGUUUCCCGCGGUCCAAGCUUUUGCGUUGAGAGAGCAGAGGAGGCCGAGAAGCUGGAGAAGCCCCAGGAAGGAAACGUGGAUCUCGGUGCUAAGAGACUUGAGAGUUCAGAUCUGCCUCCGGACACAGGCCUCAACCCGAUCAGCCAAGAAGAGGACACGAGGCCGGUUCUUCUCCAGGAACCAGUGACUGAAAACCUGCACGCCAGUUCACGUCGUGAUCUGGAGGAUGAAGAAGUCGUGGUUUUGGACGAGAUGCAGAUCAUGAAGGUCACUCAAGACGAGAGAGACGAUGGUGCAGACUGGGAUGAGGUCAGCAGCCAGAGCUCCUCCGUCUCCUCCUGCGACGACUACAUCAUCGUCCUCCCAGACUGCUUUGACACCAGCCGUCCUCUGGGGGAGUCCAUGUACAGUUCCGCCAUGUCGCAGCCUGACAUCGCUGCUGCUGCUGCUGCUGCUGCUGCUGCUGAAGAAGAUGAUGAUGAUGAUGAUGAGACCACAGCCGCUGCAGACGCUCAGCAGCUGAAAGACGACGAGGACGAGUCUGACUGCGAGCCGGGCAGGACGGCGCCGCCGAGCACGAAGGAGGAGGAGUCUGAGGCGGUCGUGGCUGAGGAUUUGUCGGUGGAGGUCUGGCUUCCUCCCGUCCCUCUGAUCCACGGCAGCAUAAACCAGAUGCUGUGUGCGUCUCAGACUCUGGACGCCGUGACUCUCACCCCGGAGGUGGUGCCACCGCCGACUCUGGUCGACUCCCUGCUGUCCCCGCCCGCUCUCUACUCACCCAGGUCUGAGGCGCUGUACCUGGCCGAGGACCCGAGUCCUCCGGCCUGUGACCCGUACGAGCCGCGCCAGCCCCGGGUCCAUCUGAACGUGUCGUCCGGUCUGUCCCGAUCAGCAGGCUCCGCCUCCAGUGCCUUCGAGACGUACAACCCCCGACCCAGCAACGCACUGCAGCCAAGGGGCCAAGGAGGCAUCACUGAGGGACUUGUCAAGGGGGCUCUUUCUGUGGCAGCGUCCGCUUAUAAGGCUCUCUUCACUGGACCAAACUGCCCAAUACAGCGUGGCAUCGACCCGGCCACCAGGCAGGACCCCUCCCUGAUGGCCAUGCUGCUGGAGAUGGGCUUCAGAGACCAUCGGCUCAACCAGCGGCUGCUGAGGAAGCACGGCUACAGCCUGCUGCACACCGUCAACGAGCUGGUGCAGAUGGCCGAGGAGCGGCAGAACGAAGCCGUCGAGGCUCGGCACUGAGGGGGGGGGAGAGGGGGGGGGGAGAGGAAGUGACCUCACAGUCGUCGGAGGGAAUGUAUUUGAGAAUAUUUAGAUUUUGACCUGUGUGUGGUUUUCCAAUGUCCUUUUUGAGUUAUUUAAAGACGAGAAAAACUAUUUAUGAUUCAGUGACAGGGUGGAUCGUUGAUUCGGACCAAUAGGACAAGAAUGUUACAACAAUAAAAAAACAAAUAAAACUGCAUUUACUCCUCGUAAACCAUCGAUUAGAAUAAAACAUACUCAUGAACGGCUUCUUCUGCCUCUUGCCUUUAAUUUAGCUUCAACAUUUGGAUGAAAUUAACCAUAAAUAUAUAUGAAAACACGUGUAGAUGCGUACGGAUAGCGGUCGACCUCUGCCUUGUUUACCUGGGCCGCACAACUUUACCGUGUGGGUCAUAAAGGACGUAGGAGGGAUUAAGUGUGUAACUCUGCUCUUCAUCUUCGUGUUGCUGUCGUAGCUGCUUCCUCUGCGCUGAAAAAUAAUCGUGUCUCGUCCGGGCUCGGCUAGAUCCUCCUCUGGAGCGGAGCGUGAGUAUCGUUGAAUGUCGUUAAAAAAAAAGUGUUUCCGAAGAGCCAGCUCUCGUUGAAAGGCGACGUUACUGAAGCUGCAGCGGCUGGAACAACACGCGUACAUAUAUAUAUAUAUAUAUAUUUCCGACUUUUUCUCGACUUUCUCGUAGUGAAACCUGCCUAAUCAAUGCAAUCUUUUUCUUACUGUUAUUUUAGACGUUGACAUGUGGAAUGUAACCGUCCGGACGGGUUCGCCGUUCAGACUCCCCGGUGUUUUUUCUACUCUUGCUUCUUAGGAGACGCCUGCAUGACAGGUAGAGGCUUUAGAGACGAGUCGUGUCCUUGUGUCUUAGCACCGUCACCGUGGAAGACGUCCGCUUGGCGUCGCGGCUCCACCCCCACCCCACCCCCCCCCCCCGGCAUAUCCCACGCGUCGAUCCCUAGCAACCGCCACUUAGCACCGAUCCAAGCGUAGACGUCUCUAACAACACAUUCCAUGAUCUCUUAGUGGAACCAAGUAUAUUCUGUUUCAUUAAAAGGCCUUUACAGAGGAUUUAUCAAAAUAUACAUAUGCUGGUUUGAUGUUAUUUGUGGUGAAUGUGUGUGUGUGUGUAGAUUUAAUUUAACGUACGUUUCCGAUGGUUUGAGUUGAUUCUCCUUGUUUUUGUUUGUGCGGUUGAGGAUUUUUUUUGAACCAUAUUUCCUUAUGUUGAAUGAUUUUUCCACGAUUUUAAAGGAUCAAAAUCUGAAUAUAUCUACUAUGCUUGUCAAACCAUUCUUCUGCCACUGAGUGUAUUCAUCAAAUACCCGUCAGCUGUCGAUCCACCAAUAAAACUAUUUGCACAUCC